UAACAGAUGAUAUGGUUCGGUUCUCUGUUUCAACCGCUAAUUCCAACGGUUAUUCGAAUUUGAACUCCAGGAAGGAUCAGUUGCUUCUCUUCCUCAAGCUCUGUUCUUCGAUCAAACAUCUCUUGCAAAUCCAUGCCCAGAUCCUGAUAUCUGGUCUCCACUCUGAUUCUUUCCUCCUCGGCGAGCUCGUUCGUGUCUUGUCGCUAUCCGCUUGCAAAAACCUCCGGUAUGCUCGUGCCCUUUUGUGUCAUUCGGCGGAUUCCACGCCGUUUUUGUGGAAUACCCUUAUCCGAGGGUAUUCAUCCACUGAUUCACCUGGAGAAGCGGUGUGUGUGUAUAACGAGAUGAAGAGGAGAGGAAUCAGACCGGAUAAUUUCACUUUCCCUUUUCUUCUAAAAGCUUGUGCUUCGUGUUUCGGUCUGACUGCUGGAAGACAGGUACAUGUUGAGGUUCUAAAACAUGGGUUUGAUUCUGAUAUGUAUGUUGGGAACAAUUUGAUUCAUUUUUAUGGAUCUUGUAAGAAGAUUUCCAGUGCGAGGAAAGUGUUUGAGGAAAUGCCUGACAGAAGUAUUGUUUCGUGGAAUUCUCUGAUUACCGCUUGUGUUGAGCAGGGUAAGCCUGAUUAUGCGAUCGAGUAUUUUCUUGGCAUGAUGAGUCGCGGGUUUAUGCCGAAUGAGAUGACAAUGGUUGUUGUACUUUCUGCUUGUGUUGGCAACUUGACCAUUGGGAAGUUGGUUCAUUCCCAAGUCAUCACGAGAGGUUUAGAGAUCAAUAUUCAAUUGGGUACUGCUCUAGUUGACAUGUAUGGAAAAUCCGGUGGUCUAGGUUAUGCAAGGUGCAUUUUUACGAGAAUGGGUGAGAGAAACGUUAGGACUUGGAAUGCGAUGAUACUCGGGUUAGCACAAAACGGACUUGCUGAUGAAGCUCUUGAGCUUUUCUCCGUUAUGGCGAAAAAGUCGUCGGUGAAACCAAAUGAUGUGACCUUUCUUGGUGUUUUAUGUGCCUGUAGCCAUUCGGGUUUAGUGGACCAGGGUUACAAGUACUUUCAUGAAAUGGAGCACGGGCACAAGAUUAAGCCAGGAAUUACGCACUACGGUGCCAUGGUAGAUAUGUUGGGUCGUGCAGGUCGUUUAAAUGAAGCUUACACCUUUGUAAAAAAGAUGCCUAUUGUGCCCGGUCCCAUCGUUUGGAGGACUCUACUUAGCGCUUUUAGCAUCCAUCAUGAUAAAGAUAAUCAAGGAAUCGGUGAGAAGGUAAGAAAGAAACUGCUUGAAUUGGAACCGAGAAAUAGUAGCAACUUUGUGAUCAUGGCAAACAUGUUAGCGGGUGCCGGGAUGUGGGAUGAAGCUGCUCAUGUGAGGAGGGUACUGGACAAUGACAAGAUGAAGAAGAUGGUCGGGGAGAGCUGUCUCGAGCUCGGAGGUGCUGUCUUCAUUUUUUUUUCUGGGUAUGAUUCCCGUCCGGAUUAUGUAUGUAUCUAUGAGUUGCUAGAUUGGUUGAACCUGCACUCAAGAACUAUGAAUGCCUUUUUAUGAAGGGAAGUUGAAACCUUCCAAUUCAACGAGUUUAAAACUUUGUUUUGUUAUUACACAUUU
Molecule: messenger RNA, 1595 nt
Organism: Tarenaya hassleriana
Lineage: Eukaryota; Viridiplantae; Streptophyta; Magnoliopsida; Brassicales; Cleomaceae
Product: pentatricopeptide repeat-containing protein At2g36730-like
Exons: 1
Coding region: 12-1535 (507 amino acids)
Biological process (GO): RNA modification
Molecular function (GO): protein binding; RNA binding
Source: RefSeq, a predicted model, not a curated record